Psammomys obesus (fat sand rat) is the source of this 2479-nucleotide messenger RNA. It is a transcript of the gene Wdr89, whose product is annotated as WD repeat domain 89. The coding region runs from base 81 to 1262 and encodes 393 amino acids. The record is from RefSeq and is a predicted model, not a curated record. Lineage: Eukaryota; Metazoa; Chordata; Mammalia; Rodentia; Muridae. Gene Ontology annotation, molecular function: protein binding. The transcript is spliced from 2 exons.
GAGGGCGGAGUUCCGGCCGGCCGCGGGCAGAGCGUGGUUUUUCUUCCCACUCCAGUGUGGGUUGGACGGCUGAGAUUUCCAUGCCCGUGGAUAUUUCUACUAACAUGGAGAAGAUUGAGGAACAGUUUGCUAAUCUCCAUAUUGUUAGACGGUCCUCGGAAACAAUAGAGCCCACUUACCUGCUUGGCAUAGACACAUCAAAGACUGUACAGACAGGAAAAGGAAGCCUGGUCGCUGUUUUGUGUUCAAAUGGAUCGAUAAGAAUAUAUGACAAGGAGACACUAAAUGUGCUACGGGAAUUUAGUGGCUCCCCUGGGCUCCUUAGUGGAGUCAGGUUUGCAAAUUGCUGUGACAGUGUCUAUUCUGCAAGUAUAGACGGCACUGUGAAAUGUUGGGACGCUCGGCUAGCUAGUGAGAAACCUGUGCAGUUGUUCAAGGGUUACCCUUCCAAUGCGUUUAUCAGUUUUGACGUCAACUGCGAAGAUCAUGUCAUCUGUGCUGGUACAGAAAAAGUUGAUGAUGAUGCGUUGUUGGUAUUUUGGGACGCCAGGAUCACAUCUCAGGAUUUGUCUACUAGAGACCCACUUGGUGCCUAUUCAGAGACGCACAGUGAUGACAUCACUCAAGUCCGUUUCCAUCCCAGCAAUCCCAACAUGCUUGUCUCGGGUUCAACUGAUGGCCUGGUGAAUGUGUUUGAUAUCAGUGUUGACAACGAAGAGGAUGCGUUGGUUGCGACCUGUAACUCCGUUUCAUCAGUGAGCUGUAUUGGCUGGUGUGGAAGAGAUUAUAAACAGAUUUACUGCAUGACACACGAUGAAGGAUUUUCUUGGUGGGAUCUUAACCAUCUGGAUACUGAUGAACCAAUUACAUGUUUGAACAUCCAGGAUGUGAGAGAAAUAACUGAUGUGAAGGAUGGUCACCUGGACUAUCUGGUUGGUGGCCUGUAUCACGAAAAGAUGGACAGGUUGUUUGUUAUCGGAGGAACCAACACGGGAAAGAUUCACGUAAUGAGCUGCACCGCGGCAGGGCUGAGCCACGUGACCAGCCUUCAGGGGGGACAUGCUGCCAUCGUCCGUUCUUUUUGUUGGAACGUGUCCGAGGACUCUUUGCUGACGGGGGGAGAAGAUGCCCAGCUGCUGCUCUGGAGACCUGGCGCUAUGGAGAAGACCUUCACGAAGAAAGACAGCUUGAAAAUUGCAUCCUCCGUGCAUCAGCGAGUUCGAGUCCACAACAGCGAUUCUUACAAGAGAAGGAAACAGUAGUGACUUUAUGACGUCAUGCAGGGGAUUCGAAAGCUCUUCCGGUUCCAAAGCAUUUUUUUUGCCACCUGUAGCAAAUGUUUUAAAAGCUUAUCUGUAGAAACAGUCAGUUAGCAAACAGCCCCACACAAACAUUGAGAAUGACUUAAUUCAGGUUCAGACGAAUUCUCUAAUUUUUUCAAAGCCUCCAGUUGAGUAUAAAAAUCAGUGACUUGACAGAGAAAUUACAAGCUGCGUUUUGAAACCCAUCUGUUGAGUAAAUGUUAGGCUUGAAGAAAUAGCUCUGAAAAGGACUCUCCAGUAGCUAGCCGGGAGACAGUGAAACGGAUGGUUUCGGCUAUGGCUUUCAAACUCAGCUUCUUACAUUUGAAAUUACUUAGUUGUUUAUGCAUCAGACUGGGUAAUUUGGAGAGGUUUUGCUUCCUGGCUAUACCUUCUUCAUCACCUGAGGAUUUAAAGCUAAGCAUUCUAGCAAGUCCGAGCAGAAUUUUAUUGUUUUAGGAAUGAAGUAUAGUAUUUUCUUAAAAUGAGAAAAAUAUAUUUAGUAAAUGAUCUCAUCUAUAUUUACACCUGGCUAGCUGGUAUCCAGGCGCUUUGCUGAGGAAAAAGAAAUUACUUUCCGAGGUUCAUUUUUGAGACAAAGUAAGAUGAAGAAAUAAAUACAACAGCAGGGCUGUUUUAUUUCAAAAUAUACUUUCAACGAUAUCUGAUUACAUUUUCUUCCUUAUUGAUAAAUGAUUAGAUUUUCUUUCUUAUUUCACCCAUCAUUUUACAUUUGAAGCUUUGUUUACUGCCUUGUGUUUUGUGUGUAUAGAUCAGAGGACAGCAUGAAGGAGUCAGUUUUCUCCCACCAUGUGGGUCCCAGGGAUCACAAGAAUCCUUAGGCCUCACCACAGGUACUUUAACCUACUGAGUCACCGUGAGUCUGGGUAGCAUUAUUUACUGUUUUUUUUUUUGUUUUUUUUUUUUUUUUGUGAAGUGCCUUAAUAAAAGAAGUUAGUAAGUUAGGCAUGGUGGCACACACCUGUAAUCCCAGUACUCAGGGAGGCAGAGGUAGGCAGAUUGCUGAGUUCAAAGCCAGCCUGGUCUACAAAGUCAGGACAGGAAAGGCUACACAGAGAAACCCUGACUCAUUAAUAAAUAAAUAAAAUAGAAAAAAACUGAAAAAAAAAGAAUACUUCUAAAGUUUGGGUAUCUUGUCUUAUGCUUAAAGGUAAGAA